Molecule: messenger RNA, 738 nt
Organism: Acanthisitta chloris (rifleman)
Lineage: Eukaryota; Metazoa; Chordata; Aves; Passeriformes; Acanthisittidae
Gene: STUB1
Product: STIP1 homology and U-box containing protein 1, E3 ubiquitin protein ligase
Biological process (GO): positive regulation of proteolysis; protein polyubiquitination; protein quality control for misfolded or incompletely synthesized proteins
Cellular component (GO): cytoplasm; Z disc
Molecular function (GO): protein-folding chaperone binding; ubiquitin protein ligase activity
Source: RefSeq, a predicted model, not a curated record
CCCUUGGUGGCUGUGUACUACACCAACAGAGCCCUGUGCUACCUGAAGAUGCAGCAGCACGACAAGGCACUGGCAGACUGCAAGCGAGCCCUGGAGCUGGACGGGCAGUCUGUGAAGGCUCACUUCUUCCUGGGCCAGUGCCAGAUGGAGAUGGAAAACUACGACGAGGCCAUUGCCAACCUGCAGAGAGCCUACAACCUGGCCAAGGAGCAGCGGCUGAAUUUCGGGGAUGACAUUCCCAGCGCACUGCGCAUCGCCAAGAAGAAACGCUGGAACAGCAUCGAGGAGAAGAGAAUCAACCAGGAGAACGAGCUGCACUCCCACCUGACCAAGCUGAUCAUGGCAGAGAAGGAGAGGGAGUUGGCCGAGUGCCGAAACUCAGCAGACCCGGACGAGAGCAGGAGCCGAGUCCAGCUGGCCACCAUCGAGGCCAAGCAUGACAAGUACCUGGCGGACAUGGAUGAGCUCUUCUCCCAGGUGGAUGAGAAAAGGAAGAAACGAGACAUCCCUGACUACCUGUGUGGGAAGAUCAGUUUUGAGCUGAUGAGAGAGCCCUGCAUCACACCCAGCGGGAUCACCUACGACAGGAAGGACAUUGAGGAGCAUCUCCAGCGCGUGGGGCAUUUCGACCCGGUGACGCGGAGUCCCCUGACCCAGGACCAGCUGAUCCCCAACCUUGCCAUGAAGGAGGUGAUAGAUGCCUUCAUCUCGGAGAACGGCUGGGUGGAGGAUUACUGA